CAACGGUCCCAAGAGUCCAAAUGAGUGUUUACCAUGCCUCUGGGAACGUACUUCCUUCCUGUUCUCUGUUUCUUGGGAGCAGGGAUUCCACAGGGACUGCAGUAUGUCACGUUCUCACACAACGCUACGAAAUUCCUCCACCUGUCUAUGGACUUGGAAUCUGGGACCAUUUACUUGGGAGCCACCAACUUUCUCUUUCAGCUGACAUCUGACCUGCUGAUGAAGAACGUGGUUCAGACUGGGCCAGUUCUGGACAGUAAAGAUUGCCUGCCCCCAGUCUCAAAGCUGGAGUGCCCUCAGGCACACCACACUGACAAUCACAACAAGCUGCUGCUGGUGAACUCCGUGCAGAAGGAACUCAUUGUGUGUGGCAGUGUGCACCAGGGAAUCUGUGAGAAGAGGAGCCUCACGUCCAUCGACCACGUCCUGUUCCGACCAGAGAGCCCUGGUGACACUCAGUACGUUGCUGCCAAUGAUCCCAAUAUCACCACUGUGGGACUCAUAGCCUAUUCCAAGGAUGAGAUCCCCUUGCUGUUUGUGGGACGAGGUUACACAAGCCGAGGAGUUGGAGGAGGGAUUCCUCCCAUCACUACCCGGAAUCUCAGGGCCCACGGAGGGGAUGUUCAGGCAACAGACUCUCACUCCAUUUUCUCCUAUGAAGAAACAGCAAAACUGGCUGUGGGCCGCCUCUCCGAGUACAACCACCAUUUCAUUAAAUCCUUCACUUACCGCUCAAGCGUCUAUUUCCUGUUCUACCGUCGGGACCUCAAGUCUCAGUCACGCGAGUACAAGACUUACAUCUCAAGGAUCUGCCUGGAUGACUCUCAUUAUUAUUCAUAUGUGGAGUUACCUCUGCUCUGCCAGAGCAAAACCAAUACAUACAGUCUCUUGCAAGCAGCCUACAUCACCCAGCCAGCAAAAGACCUGGCCCAGGGGCGACUGGACACUGAGGGAGAAGUGCUGUUUGCAGCCUUCUCUGCCUGGCAGGCUUCUUCUGGCAAACUGAGCGAGGAGUCUGCGCUCUGUGUCUAUGCAAUGGAGGAGGUGGAUCGCCUGACCAACUGGACUAGGGAUGUUUGCUACAUGAGAGAUGGGAAGUCAGAAGAUGGGACAGAAGUGGCGUAUAUUGAAUAUGAUGUCAGUUCCAACUGUGUCCAGCUGCCUGCGGACACUCUGUAUGCUUACCCCUGUGGCUCUGACCACACUCCCAGCCCCAUGGCCAGCCGGGUGCCCUUGGAAGCAGCCCCCCUCCUGGAGAAAACAGAGGCCCGUCUGACAGCUGUGGCAGUCCAUGUGGAAGAUGGCCACACCAUUGCUUUUCUGGGAGAUAGCAGAGGGAGUCUGCACAAGGUGUACUUAGGAGCAAUGGGAGAUGCACAUGUGUAUGCGUCUUUAGCUGUCCAGUUAAAUAGCAUGGUGAGUGGAGACCUGCUGUUUGACCAAUCGCAGGAGCACCUCUUUGUCAUGACCCAGUCAAUGGUGGUAAAGGUUCCCAUACUGGAAUGUUCCCUGUACUUGGACUGUGAAUCCUGUCUGGCACUGAAAGAUCCCUACUGUGGCUGGUGUGUUCUUCAGGGACGGUGCAGCCGUCGCUCCGAGUGCUUGCGGUCCAGGUUGAGUGAGCAGUGGCUCUGGAGCUUUAACUCUACACAGCAGUGUCUGUCUGUCCAGUCACUAACUCCAGCCAAUAUCAGCAGAGAGGAAAAGAGAAAUAUAUUCCUGGCUAUCUCGGACUUACCUUCUCUGCGUGAGGAAGAAUUUUACUCAUGUUACUUUGAAGAUUAUGAAAGCCCAGCAGUUCUGACAGAGUCAGGAAUUAUGUGUCCUUCUCCAGAUCCCAGCCAAGCACCAGCUUUGCCCACAGGAGCAGAUCAUGUCACCAUAAAGCUUGUAGUGCGUUUCCAUGACAUCUUCAUUGCUUCUGUGGACUUCUCUUUCUAUGACUGUGCUGCAGUGGCCCUGCUGUGGAUAUCGGCACCAUGCCAGAAGUGUGUGAGCAGUCUCUGGGGAUGUAACUGGUGUAUCCAGCAGCACCUCUGCACCCACAAAGCAGCCUGUGAGGAAGGAACCAUUAUCUACAAUGAAAGGGCCCAGAUCCCAACCUCAGGUGUGUUUCCUUCUUCAGCUGCUCCCCUCACCAAGUCCUCUACCACAGCCCCAGCUGUGGCCACAAACCCCAUCACUCCUGCCGUGCAUGCGGUACCGAGCACUGUGCCCCCCACGGAGCCCGACUACGUCACGCUCUCUGCAGCCUCCAAUGCCAUGACAGAAGCCCUCAGCUAUACAUAUUUGACUCUCUUAACUGAAGCAGCAUCUCUCCAGGCUGUCACAGAAUCCCCUCUACCACCACCAGCAGACAAACCGGCAGUCACUGUGCCAGAGACAACUUCUCCUGCUGCCUAUGUCCUCACCAGCUCUUUUGAAAACAUGGAUCAUGCGGCUUUGGCCACUGAAGGGCCAGCUACUGCCCAGGAGCCACAGCACACUGACCCACCCACCACCCAAAUGAGUAGCCCCCUGCACACAUCUGCAGCAGCAGUAAUGCCUUCCCCUCAUGUCACCAGUUUCGAGGGGCCUCCAAGUUCUUUUCCUACCACUGAGGCACUGACAUCUGCCAUCCCCUCUCUCCAAACCCCUAGCCAGGUGCCUGGGGACUCUGCUGCCUCUGAUGGCUCUCCUAGGUUGCUGGGAACUGAACAACCUGCUUCAGAGCUCUCACCAUCAGCUCCCCCAGACUGGCUGCUGGAGGAAGGCACAGAACUCCAGGACACAGAAGACUGGAUGGAUUUACUGCAGGCUGAGAAUGACACAUCUUCCUUCUCUGCUUCUACUCUUCUCUCGGGUGAUGGUGAUUCUUCUGAGAGGGAUAUCCCUGACUUUCCCAGGAUCCUUCACCCUGACCUCGACUAUCAGUAUGAUGCCCCUGAGUUUUGGGAGGAGAAUGAAGAGCUUAACUGGGGUCCAGGUGCAUGUCCCUGUGUGCAGGGAAUCCAGGGAUCUUCCCUGUUUCCAGUCAACGUGGCGAGGAAGAUAACCCUGCUGGGAAAGAACUUCCACCUCUAUCAGGACCAUCAGUGGGACUACGAAUGUGUCCUGAAUUUGGAGGGGAAGACAGUAGUGAUGGAUGCUUAUGUGGAAGGAGAAGAAACAAACCAAUCUCUCUGUUAUAUCACCUGCCAGAUGAACCAGUACAGUUACACAGCACCUCAACUCGAAUUCAGCGCUGUGGUGUUUGUUCAGAGGCGACGACACCUUCGAGUGGACAGUGCUGCAGAUCUUCAUGUGACUUUUUACAACUGCUCUGUGGGACACACUGAUUGUAGCCGCUGCCAAACGGCUGACUCAAAAUACAACUGUGUGUGGUGUGGAGGGGACAACCCCAGCUGUAUCUUCAAGGGCUCCUGCAAGGAAGAGAUAGAAGACCUGUGUCCAGCACCUCUCAUUCAUUCUGUGUACCCCCUGUCUGGACCAGUGGAAGGUGGCACUAGAAUCACCAUCACUGGCUCAAACCUCGGGCAGAAACAUCAAGACAUUGCAGAAACUGUCACUGUUGCAGGAAUCCCCUGUGCCGUAGAUGCUCAAGAGUAUGAGAUCUCUAGCAGUAUCGUGUGCGUCACUGGCGGGAGCUGGACGGAGAAAUUUGGGCACGUUGUGGUGGAAGUGCCUGGAGGAGGACGUGGAGUUUCUGGGCAUGUUUUCACCUAUCAGAACCCAGAGCUGAAAUCCAUUGUUCCAACUCAGGGACCCAAGGCAGGAGGAACUUGCCUUACUCUCCUGGGCUCAAAGCUGCUAACUGGACAUCCUAAUGAAAUCAGUGUCCUUCUUGGAGACCUCCCUUGCCUCAUCCUCUCUGAGAUGAAGGAGGAUCAGCUGGCAUGCCAGACCAGUCCCAGCAACGUGUCUGCAGAACUCCCAGUCACUGUCAAAUACGGGGACCAAGAGCGGAGACUGGAAGGAUCCCUCUUCAGAUAUACUCUGGAUCCCAACAUCACUUUUGCAGAGCCACCUAAAAGCUUCCUCAGUGGAGGGAGAGUGCUCAGAGUUCACGGAUACAACUUGGAUGUUGUACAGAAGCCGAAGAUCCGAGUGACGGUCUCUCCAUCUGAACGCCGGCGCCGAGGGCUGGGGCGAUGGCGCAGAAUCAUCCCAGACACUGAGUGCCCCGAGGAUGCUCUGUGCAGCGUCCAGCAGUUUGAAGAACCAUGUCUUGUUAACUCUUCUUACCUGAUCCUGUGCAAAACCCCAGCCAUUAACCUGCUGCUGCGGAGUGUCCGUGUCAAACUGGAAUUCAUUCUGGAUAAUCUGAGCUUUGAUUUCAAUUCACUGCAUCCCAUGCCCUUCUCUUAUGAAGUCAACCCCAUCCUCAAACCAUUGAAUGCUGAAGACCCUGCCAAACCCUAUCGUCACAAGCCAGGAAGUGUCAUCUCUGUGGAGGGGGAAAAUCUGGAUCUGGCUAUUUCCAAGGAUGAAGUUAUGGCUAUGAUUGGGGAAGGAAUCUGUGUGGUGAAGACAUUAACAAGGAAUCAUCUCUACUGUGAGCCUCCCUCUGAGCAGCCAGCUCCACGGCACCGCACGAAGCGGGAGGGCACAGACUUGCUCCCAGAGUUCACGGUACAGAUGGGAAACCUGAACUUCCUGCUGGGCCGAGUGCAGUACGACACAGAGAGCCAGCUCACCUUCCCACUGGAGGCACAGAUCGGCCUUGGUGUUGGCGCGUCCUUUGUGGCACUGAUCGUUCUGGUCAUCGUCUUCAUAUACAGGAGGAAGAGCAAGCAGGCUCUAAGGGAUUACAAGAAAGUUCAAAUCCAGCUGGAAAAUCUGGAAACAAGUGUUCGGGACAGAUGCAAAAAGGAAUUCACAGACUUGAUGACUGAGAUGAUGGACCUCACGAGUGACCUUGUGGGCACAGGAAUCCCCUUCUUGGACUAUAAGUCCUAUGCAGAGCGCAUUUUCUUCCCGGGCCACCGUGAGUCACCACUGCAAAGGGACCUGGACAUCCCCGAGUGCCGGCGGCAAACUGUGGAGCAGGGCUUGGUCCAGCUCUCCAACCUGCUCAACAGCAAGCUCUUCCUCACCAAGUUCAUCCACACUCUGGAGAUCCAACGCACCUUCUCUCCAAGGGACCGGGCCUAUGUGGCAUCGCUACUCACGGUGUCGCUGCACGGGAAGCUGGAGUAUUUCACUGACAUCCUCAAAACCCUCCUGAAUGACCUCGUGGAGCAGUAUGUGGCCAAGAACCCGAAGCUGAUGCUGCGAAGGACAGAAACAGUGGUAGAGAAGCUGUUAACCAACUGGAUGUCCAUCUGCCUGUAUGCAUUUGUGAGGGAUUCUGUUGGGGAGCCCCUUUACAUGCUGUUUCGAGGAAUCAAGCACCAGGUGGACAAAGGCCCAGUGGACUGGGUGACAGGGAAAGCCAAAUAUACCCUGAAUGACAACCGCCUUUUGAGAGAGGACCUGGAGUACCGGACGCUGACCUUAAAUGCUUUGACACAGGCAGGAGUUACUGCAGGAGGGGCAGAGGACUCCCAAGGGAUUUCUGCUAAAGUGCUAGAUUGUGACACAAUAACACAGGUGAAGGAGAAAAUCCUGGAUCAGAUCUACAAAGGGACACCAUACUGUCACCGACCAGACCCAGACACCCUGGACCUUGAGUGGAGAUCAGGGCUGGCAGGUCAUCUGAUACUGUCUGAUGAGGAUGUGACAUCUGUUGUUCAAGGAACUUGGAAACGCCUGAACACGCUUCAGCAUUACAAGGUACCUGAUGGAGCAACAGUAGCACUAGUCCCACGCCUGACCAAGCACAUCCAUAGGGAGAAUCAGGAUUACAUCCCAGGAGAGAAAACACCAAUGCUAGAGGAUGCAGAUGAAGGUGGGAUCAAACUUUGGCACCUGGUAAAACCAACAGAAGAACCAGAGCUUCCCAAGCAUCGGCGUGGGAGCUUAAGAGAUCGGGAGCGAGCCAAGGCAAUCCCAGAGAUCUAUCUGACACGUCUGCUCUCUAUGAAGGGCACUCUGCAGAAGUUUGUGGAUGACUUAUUCCAGGUGAUCCUUAGUACCAACCGCCCUGUCCCUCUGGCAGUCAAAUACUUCUUUGACCUGUUGGAUGAGCAGGCAAUGCACUAUGGUAUUGCAGACCCUGAGACCAUCCACAUCUGGAAGACAAACAGUCUACCUCUGCGGUUCUGGAUUAACAUCAUCAAGAAUCCCCAGUUUGUUUUUGAUGUGCAGACAUCAGAUAAUGUAGAUGCUGUGCUCCUGGUCAUUGCACAGACCUUCAUGGACUCCUGUACAAUAGCUGACCACAAGUUGGGGAGGGACUCUCCAAUCAAUAAGCUGCUCUAUGCCCGGGACAUUCCUCGCUACAAGCAGAUGGUGGAAAGGUAUUACGCGGACAUUCGUCAGACCAUCUCUGCCAGUGACCAGGAGAUGAACUCUGCCCUGGCUGAGCUAUCACGGAAUUAUUCAGGUGACCUCAAUUCUCUGGUGGCUCUACAUGAAUUGUACAAAUACAUCAAUAAGUACUAUGACCAGAUCAUCACUGCCUUGGAAGAAGACCCAACGGCACAGAAGAUGCAGCUCGGAUAUAGACUCCAACAGAUUGCAGCAGCUGUGGAGAAUAAAGUCACUGAUUUGUGACAGGCACAGCCUGCUCUCCCCUGGCUGAACGGGGACAGUGCUCGUCCUAGCCACACACAGGGUGUCCUGCUGCCGUUGGAACCAGCCUCUCCAGGGAGCCCAGCUCUCCAGGGUGACGUGAGCAGGGAUGGCCGGGGCACUACAAACUCCAAGCGUCCUUGCAUCUCAGAGAAUAUUUUUUUACAGUCUGUUUUUUCUUCUGAAAAGCAAAACAAAACAAAAAGACCAAACUUUGGUUUUCCCCUGGCAGACUGUCAGGGAGGCCACACAGCUCCUUCCUACAGAUGUUACAUGAAUGUGCCAAGUCUCCAAAUAGGAUUGUGGAAGAGCCAGGUGACAACACCGAGCACCAUGCCUGUGGAGCCCUUGGCCCUGCACGGGUGGCCUUCCUAGCACUGAGAGCCUCCUGUGCUGCAGCCACUGUUCCCAGCACUGCAGCCGCUGCCCGUAGCAGGGCACAGGCAGCUUCCCCAGGCUGGCAGCAGUGCUGAGCACUGGCCCUGACUAGCGAGCACUCCUGCAGUGUCCCACCCGACACCCUUCCUUGCAGCAACGUCCCCACUGGUUUCAGAUGUUGGAUGGAGAGAGUGUACAGUGGCUGAGGUCUCUUGCUCCCUGGUAUUCUGCUCUCUGACAGCUCAUGCACAACACUGGUUUGGAUGUAACGUGCUCACCAGCACGGGCACUUGCUAUGGGGAGUACUCUGAAUGGACAGCACCCCCUCACCCUUUCCCUCAGGACAAAUUCAGCGUGAGAGCCACUGCCUGGCUCACCUCAGUGUCCUCUGACCUAUCUGGGACCUGGCUUCCUGGUUCCUUGUGGUCAGAGGUUGCCCUUUGGAAAAGCACAACAAAUGCCGUGCGCCGCUUCCCCUUUCUCCUGUGUCUGGCUGUUCUGCUGCUCUGAACUGGACUUGUAAAUAGCCUCAGAAAGUUAAUGUAUUUAAAUGCUCAAGGAGAAUGUUUAAUUUUGUGGCUUUGAGACAAGGCUCUUCUUGGAGAAGUAUCUCUGUGCACUUCUACUGACAAAGGUCUGUCAGCACUGGAGCAGUUUUCUCCACUGCUUUGUCUGCAGGGAUAACUCGUGGAUGUCUCCAUUGUAACAGCAGUUUGCAUUUCCCUGCAGCUCGGUUCAAGGUUUAGCUGUGUGCCCUUCUGUUAGGCUUGCCUUACACAUUACUCACAGUUUCACAUCCCAGACUCUCCUGUUGUGUUAUGUAGAAGGGUUAUUUGGUGAGCUGUGAACUGGAGGAAGCCAGGAAGCACAACUGUGUUGUUCCCAAGAAGCAUCAGGUGUCCUGCAAACGGAAUGAUUCACGUGAGGAAGGAGAGGCUGGAGCAGGCACAAGCACAGUUAGCUGCCAGCUGUCAGGGGGCAGCUCCUCCCUGCUCGCUCCUCACAUCCUGUGCCCUGUGAACAGAGCACUCUGCCCUUCUGGAAGCUAGUUCCUAAUUUAUAAGGGUGCCCUACUCGUUCUCAACCCCCUGCUGCUUAUUCCACACUGAUGUCCAUGUGCUUGGGGCAGGUAGACAGGUCUGCCUCCUCUGUCACUCCCCUGAGGUGGUGAUUGUGUGGGCUAGGAGGCCCCAGAGCCAAAAUCAGACAGGAUCAUGUCCCUACCUCUCUUUACAUGGCAUAUAACAGUAAUUUCGGGCCUAGCAGCCCCGUGGAUUUGUUUGACUGCUGCUCAGUUGCAAAACUGUUCUCUGAGCAAUGUAACAAUAAUCUAGCAGCGUCCCCUCUUCCUAUGAAGCCAGCUCUCUCCUGUCACCCUCUCUCAGCAGUUCCCAGGUACUCUGCAUGCCCAGAGUACAGCCACUGUCCCUGUGGCACCUGCUCCUGUCCUGCUGUACAGAGCAGCUGGUGAGCUGGGCAGCUGCCGCUAGGCAGAAAGGAGGCACAGAGAUUGCCUCUCCUCUGAGGUGGGCACCAUUUUUUAGGUCUCACUCCUGCCUGGCCACCCAUUUCCACAAAGCUUUUGGAAACUCAGCAUCUCUGAAACCUCUUGUCUUGAUCAAAACUGAUUAAAUCAGCCCCUAGAAAGCUGGGUGGAGGAAAGGACUGGCAAAUGGAGAAGAGCAGAUGCCACACACAUGAGUAAAGCCUGUGGGAGUUCCUGUGGGAACUGCGGGAGGCAAGUCCCUGGGAGGCAGGUGCAGGUUUAGUGGCAGCGAAGCUUUGCACACGUGUGUCAGCAGAUGGAUGUUCUGCCCCAGCAGCAAGGCACAGCCUUGCUGACCAUUUACCAGGAGCCAUUGGCUCUCUGCUGGACCUAUGGCUCUGCAGGUCCUUCAUGCCUGCUCCUAGUUGUGUGGAAUUAUCUCUGUGCUUUCACAGAACAGGGUGCUUAGGGCUUUAAUUCUGAAUCCACCUCAGUGGCAAAGGCAGGAGGAGUUGCUGGCUCUGCUGGAAUUGCAGUGACAGGAGCCCAGGAGGCUGCUGAGAGUGCAGCCUCUGCCCACGUGCCUGGCUUGGGCCUUGGGUCAGUGGGCUCCACCUUCUCUUUGCUUCUCUGUGGUGCUGCUGGGAAUGCUCUGCCUCCCCUGAGCAUGGCUGUGAAACGCUGCUUUUCCUAGAGCAAUAAUCGAGACUUAAAAACAGAACUAAACAUAGGUGAUCGACUUCUUUAACAUCUUGAGCUUGUCCUUGCGUAGCUGGAGAGGAGGCAGUUCCCUGCACAGGGGCUGUGAGGGUGGGCAGCUGGUAGUGCCCAUCGCUUCCCAUCCGUCUGCCCUCGGUGUUGGAGGUACUGGCACCCCCUCCCCUGCAGACAUGCACCAGAGGCCCCUCGCUGGGCUCAGCCCCAGUGUGUGCAUGGCCCCUCUUCUCUCCGUCCGUGCCCCUCUCCUGUGCCAGAUCCAUUGCUGCAGCAGGCUCCUGUUGCACUGAAAUUUGCACAAACCAGGUUGUAGUGUGAUGUUCCCUAUUGCAGGGAAGACUUAUUUAUUUAUUUCUCCUGAUCCUCCCAAGUUUCUUCCAGUCUCUGCCUGAUUCCACGACCAGCCUGUCAGACACUCUGGAGACAGACAUUCCUGCUCCAGAAGGACAGAGAACCCUCUCUGGACAUUCCCAUUUUCUUGCAGGUCACAAGUUGGGUGGCACCAGCCCGGGGUGCCCCACACUGCUCCCGUUGCCCCUGUGCGAGCACAGCCAGAGGCUGCUGCCGCUUUAACCCUGUUUUCAGACAAGUGAUGUUCUGGAGCAGCAGGCGCAGAGAGUUGCUCGGUACUGCGGUCAGAGAGAGGAACUUGCUUCCCCUGGGGUCUGGGUGACACACUGAGAACUGAUCAGUAUUAAGAUAAAUGUCUGUUAGUGUGUUUGAAUGUCUCUCCCACUGGCACCACUAUGAGGAGCUGGUACCCACACGCUGUAGCUGUGAGAGCCUUUGCUUUCAUCUGCCUGCUGGCAAAUUUAGGCUGUACCUGGAAGCCUUUGGGGUUGGUUUUUGUACAAAUAAUGGCCUUUGUGGGUUUUUUUUAGUGAAAACUGAGGGUUCUGGGCUACUGCUGCCUCAGUGGAAUGCCAGUUCUUUUUCAGGGUGUGCCCCAGCUGCAGCAAGAUGCUGCUUUUUUUUGGUGCCUUUCUUGUUGGGAUGAUUCUUUUGGUUUCCAGAACACCCAGUGUGUUUGCUCUGAUAGUCCUCCUCCCAGUCCUCAGUCCUGGUGACUCUGCCCUGUCCCAGCCCUGUGACUUGGUGUCUGUCUGUCUGUUACGGUCUGGCCCGACCCGCAUCUCUGCGCUGCCACACCCUGAGCUCUGCUCAGAGCCCCUGAGGUACUGUCUUUCUCAAAUUGGAAUUAAUAAUUAAUAUAAAAAGCUUGAAAAAAAAGUCAGAAUUUUGUUACAUAGUGUAAUAACUGUUUGUAGAUACUGUUCUGAGAUGUAGGAAUCUAUUGGUGAUAU
This is a messenger RNA of Colius striatus (speckled mousebird), 10539 nucleotides long. RefSeq names its product plexin B1 (gene PLXNB1). Gene Ontology annotation, biological process: negative regulation of cell adhesion; regulation of cell shape; regulation of GTPase activity. Gene Ontology annotation, cellular component: semaphorin receptor complex. NCBI's taxonomy places the organism in Eukaryota, Metazoa, Chordata, Aves, Coliiformes, Coliidae. The record is from RefSeq and is a predicted model, not a curated record. The coding region runs from base 34 to 6636 and encodes 2200 amino acids. The transcript is spliced from 37 exons. Gene Ontology annotation, molecular function: semaphorin receptor activity; protein binding.